Neolamprologus brichardi is the source of this 3347-nucleotide messenger RNA. RefSeq names its product tachykinin receptor 1a (gene tacr1a). Gene Ontology annotation, molecular function: substance P receptor activity. Lineage: Eukaryota; Metazoa; Chordata; Actinopteri; Cichliformes; Cichlidae. Gene Ontology annotation, biological process: G protein-coupled receptor signaling pathway; positive regulation of flagellated sperm motility. Gene Ontology annotation, cellular component: sperm midpiece; plasma membrane. The record is from RefSeq and is a predicted model, not a curated record.
GACAGCACACAGACACGGAGAGAGACACAGACGGAGCUGAGCUGUUACCAUUGCCAGACUCGUUUUGGUGCGCGUAAAAGACGCCUUUCUGUUUUUGCGCACAGCAAAAAAAAAAAAGGGAAAAAAAGGGGGAAACGUGCAAAGAUUGAUAUGGAAGUUUCGACUUCAAAUACUUUUUCUGGCUCGUUGACUUUAUUAUUUGUAGGAGAGCGGACUCUCCGCAGACUACAACUGUACACUUAGAAACGAGCGUGACGCUUUCGGAAACUUUCCAACAUUCACUUGCGUUUGGAAUCGUUAACUUAGUCGUGUAAUUAAUUGGGGUUAUUUCCGCCGGUUUAGUGACAUUUUCGCUUCUAAACAGUAAAAUGGAUCCUUUAUUCAGUACUACCAAUGCGUCAAAUUGGACCAGCAGCUCCAAUGGUACCAAUAACGGGACCAUUUACAGGAAUCAGUUUGUGCAGCCGGUCUGGAAAAUCGUCCUCUGGGCCAUUGCCUACAGCUGUAUAGUUAUCGUGUCCGUAGUAGGUAACAUCACAGUCAUCUGGAUUAUUAUGGCGCACAAACGCAUGAGGACUGUCACCAAUUAUUUUCUCCUGAACCUCGCGUUCGCCGAAGCGUCCAUGUCUGCAUUCAACACGGUGAUCAACUUCACCUACGCGAUGCACAACGAGUGGUACUUUGGACUCGCCUACUGCCGCUUCCACAACUUCUUUCCGAUCGCGGCUGUGUUUGCCAGCAUCUAUUCAAUGACUGCCAUCGCUCUGGACAGGUACAUGGCCAUCAUCCACCCUCUGCAGCAGCGCAUGUCCUCCACAGAGACCAAGGUGGUGGUGGGUGUGAUCUGGGUUCUGGCUCUGCUCCUGGCUUUUCCUCAGUACUACUAUUCCAACACGGAUGAGCUCCCUGGCCGAGUGGUGUGUUACAUCGACUGGCCAGAAUACACUGUGUUUGACUUCAAAAAGAUGUACUACGUGUGUGUGGUCAUCCUCAUAUAUUCAUUUCCACUGCUGCUGAUGGGUUGUGCUUACCUGGUGGUGGGACUGACACUCUGGGCCAGUGAGAUCCCUGGGGACUCCUCUGACCGCUACAAGGAGCAGCUGACUGCCAAACGCAAGGUGGUGAAGAUGAUGAUUGUGGUGGUAUGUACUUUUGCCAUCUGCUGGCUGCCCUACCAUGUCUACUUCCUGCUGCACCAGUUCUUCCCCGAAAUGUUUGAGGAAACAUACAUCCAGCAGGUCUACCUUGCUAUCAUGUGGUUGGCCAUGAGCUCUACCAUGUACAACCCCAUCAUCUACUGCUGCUUAAAUGACAGGUUUCGAGCUGGUUUUAAACAAGCAUUCCGCUGCUGCCCCUGCGUCCCUCAAGGCUCCUAUGAAGGCCUCGAACUCAAGUCCACUCGCUAUCUUCAGACCCAGACAAGUGUUUACAAGGCCAGCAGGAUGGAGACCACCGUGUCUACUAUUCUACAGGUUGGGGACGAUGUAGAGCAGCCCAAGGUGAAAGUUAUAGGAGGCCCAGCGCCUGGCGGGGCUGUGGUUGAGGCCAGACCACACAGCUCCUCCAUGGACCUCACCUCAAAUGGUUCAUCAUCCUGGAGUGUCUCCAAAACAGUAUCAGAGAUGUCGAGUUUCUACUCCAGUAGCAACCUAGAGGAAUAGACUUCAAGUGCAGGCAGCAUUUUGCUGGACAGCAGGAAAAGAAUGUAAGUUGAGCGAUCACGUUGCUGCUUUUGCCUGCGUGUGUUUAUGAAAAGUACAGCAGGAAUAUGUGAGUUUGUCUGCCGGUGAAUGUGAGUUUUUAAUGAACACAUUUCCAGUGUGUUUGCUGGAAUGCCAUGCUGGGAAAUAUUGUCCCUGUUCACAGAACUGUAGUUUCACUUAGUUAUCCAAUUCAGAGCUAAUGGUCAGCUGGCAUUCGUAGGAUUUGCCAGGUGCCAGAAUGGCUCGAGCUUCAACAACAAGAGCACAUGUCAGUUUCAAAAAGCUAAACUGAAGCCGACACUAGCGCCUCCAUUGUUCACAGCUUCUGCAUGUCACCCCAGUCAUCUCAGGUUCACACAUGCUCGAUCACGCAGGCUGCGUGACUUCGCACAGUCUAUUUUAGAGUGAAGCUGUCACGCGAUGCCAAUACACUGCUGUAAAAACGGCGGCUUCUCCUUUUAACAGAGGGGUUUUCUCCGAAGAGACAAAGUUUUGAAAAAAGUGAAGGCAAAAUGUUUUACACAAGAGUUCUCUAACAGACACUGAAACACAGGCAGAUGUGGGAUUUUAGUUCAAAGGGUCUCCCACAAGGGGAGAUAAAAACUGUAAACAACAAAUCUACUCUGAACUUGCCAGCUCUGUCUCACUGAGCAGUCCAACAUGCAGAGCAAGCGCCUGUCUGAUUGAAGAAGCGCUCAAAAGAUCCUCUGCAGGUGUUGCUGAAAAGUUCUGGCAAUCAGCAUAAACACCAGCAGUGUAGGACUCCCCCGUCAUCAGGCUACGCAUUGACUUCAGCAGCUGGCAGCAUCAUUUCUGAAAAACAGAGGCGCUUCAGAUGCUAAAGAGGCUGCUGUUUCAAGAGAAGGCAAACAUUUAGCUAAACACCCCACAUGCCCAAUAUGAACCCUUAAAUGAUGUGAGUCCACCAUUAAUUCUGUUCAACACAAAGAAAUAAUCGAGUGUUCUGCAGAAAAGAAAUGAUCGAGUGUUCUGCAGAACCAGUACAUUAUUUUAAUUUGUUUAACAUGCUCCUCCUCCAUCAGAUACAUACACUUCAUUGGUGAACUGAAAGACAGGCACUGCUUUCAGAGUGUAAAACAUUUUUUUAAAAACUUUUUUUUAGCUGGCACCAACAUAAAAUGAUCUUUUCAAGCAAUUGUUCACCUUAAAAUCAGAUUUAUUGGGCUUUCAGUUCUGGACAUUCCCUGGGGUAAUCCAGCAAACCACUUUAGUUUCACUUUGUCUGUUAUGGUUUUUUAUUUUCUUGUAUUUCUAUGUUAGCUUUAUCGUUCUCUCCCUACACUGUUUUGGGCUGAAUCUGGUACAUUAUAUGGGUAGGCUCCAUUGUUAAGAUGGGCGAAGUGAACUUUAACUUCCUUUGCAUGAGAUGUCACUGGACAGUUGUUUCAAAUACUGUUUAAGCUGUCAGUCCAAAAUGUAAUCCAGCUACAACAGGACACAAGUUAGUAUCAGGUUUAAAGUUCUUUGCAGACUUUUUGUCCUUGGAUGUGCAGCUUGUUACCUGUGGCUCUUUAAUGUGCAGUGAUGUGCCUUGCUGCUUUUCAUAAUGUCUGAAACAAAACAAAAACACACACACACUAAACAAAACCCAAAAAGACAUAAAAACAAAAUUUUCCUUUUCGA